Messenger RNA from Perca fluviatilis (European perch), 12108 nucleotides. RefSeq names its product zinc finger protein 462 (gene znf462). Lineage: Eukaryota; Metazoa; Chordata; Actinopteri; Perciformes; Percidae. Gene Ontology annotation, biological process: regulation of gene expression. The transcript is spliced from 13 exons. Bases 268 to 7794 code for a protein of 2508 amino acids. Gene Ontology annotation, cellular component: nucleus. The record is from RefSeq and is a predicted model, not a curated record.
ACACAGUGAACCAACUCUGUCAGCCUCGAGCUGCCUGUGGUGGAAAAAAUCCUGAAUUCUUUGGAGACGCCCGUUCCUUGGGCAGUGUGGUGCCACCGGACAAGGCCUUCAUUGAGCAGGAACAGGAGUGGUCUUGUAGAAGGGAUCCACACUGGCUCGGCCUACGAAGCAACAGAGCUGUCCAAGGACGAUUAAAUAUUUAAGAGCAUGGAAAGGAGGUCUCAGUGGUUUCCCUGAUUUUCCAGGGAGUGCUCCCUCUUUUCAGUAAUGGAGGUAUUGCAGUGUGACGGCUGUGACUUUCGUGCCGAGUCAUAUGAUGACUUGAAGACCCACAUUCAGGAAGUGCACACCGUUUUCCUGCAGCCUGCAGACGCAGAUGAGUCUGACUCUCUGAAAGACGAGGAUGAAGAUGAGGAGGAAGAGGAGGAAUAUGAGGACAAGGAUGACAAGGAUUAUACGCCUCCUAAAGCUGGAAUGAGCCCCAUCUCUACUGACAAUUCCAACCAAACACAACAAAAGCAGACAGCUGAAACCCACCUGCCGUUUUAUCAGUGCAAGUUCUGUGUUCGUUACUUCAGAUCGAAGUCAUUCUUAAAAAAUCACACCAAAAAAGUGCAUAAUGUUGUAGAGGAAGAUUCAGAUGCAAGUAUCUCCUCCCAGACAGCUAAGCAGUCCAGCUACACCGUUAUAAUGCACAAUGACCAUUCAAAGGUGUAUUCUUGUCAGUACUGCACAUACCAGUCUCCACGCAAAGCAAGGAUAAUGAAACACCAACUAAUGUAUCAUAGCAAGGUUCCCUCUGAGAGCGCUGGAGAUCCUUCAGAAUACGCAGAGACCACGGAGGAAUCGGACUCAGCCAGUGUACUCACGAAGGGAACAUUUGCCUGCGAAUGGUGUGACUAUCAGACUGACCAGAAGGACAGCUGGACUAAUCACGUGGUGAAGGAGCACAGUGACAAGGUCAAGAUAGUUUCUUCUAUUGCAGAGCUGGAAGGGGAGUCAAGUGCAAGCUCACCCAAACCAGAUUCUCCCUCCGCUUCCCGAAGCCCAACUAGAUCAAGGAUGAGUUCAACUGACGUUUGUGAAAAGGAAGAGCCGGUAGGAAAAACAGAAGAAAACGUGUCAGAGAAGACAGUCCCAGAGAUCUCUACCUUUCAAUAUGCACAGAUUCGUGCCGUAACACCCAACAGCACAGGUUCCUCCAUUUUGUCCAAGAGGUUUGCUUCAGCUGACAUCUCCAAUAGUGUCGUAGGGCUGGAUGCCAAUUUAUUUAAUGAGGAGGACUCUCGUAGCAGCUUAGAGGAUGAUGAUGAGGAAGAGUUGGGCGACAUAGAUGAUCCUAGCUAUACUGGGACCCUGUCAGCAGAUGCAAAGCAGCUUUUAACUGAUGAGGACAAUAAAUUACUGGAGACUAAAGGAAUACCAUUUAGAAAGUACAUGAACCGUUUUCAGUGCCCCUUCUGCUCCUUCCUCACCAUGCACAGGCGGAGCAUCUCCCGCCACAUUGAAAACAUUCACCUUUCUGGUAAAACCACAGUGUAUAAAUGUGAUGAAUGCCCGUUUAUUUGCACCAGCCCUCUUAAACUAGGCACGCACAAACAGAGCCACAUAUCCUCAGAUUUAGACACCAUGGAUUUAACAAGCGAUAGUCCAGAUCCUCACAGUGACAAUGCUACAGAGCCAGUUAACGGGGGUAAUGUAAGCUCCAAAGUCAAUGGAAAAAAGAUAACCAGCACACCGAACGACCAGCAGAACCCUCAUCGCUGCACGCUCUGCAGCUUCUCUACCACCACUCUGAAAGGUCUGAGGGUUCACCAGCAGCACAAGCAUUCCUACUGUGAUGACCUAGAUCCCACUGUCUUUGAAAGCCAGCUGACUGACCAGACCGACUCUGAAAUAGAUGCUUCUCCAAUCUUUCUACAAAAAACCCAGACCUCCAUUUUAGGACUUGCCACCAAAAAGCCCUUAGUAACAGGGAAAAGAGCCAGGAAGUCCAUUAAUGACUUGCCUUUGGAUUUGUCCUCGGUUAAGAAGAGAACUAGAAUUGAUGAAAUUGCCAGUAACCUUCAAAGUAAGAUAAGCCAAAGCCAACAGGACAUGAUCAUAAACCUAGAUGACAUGGAUGAUGAAGAUGCAGGAGAAAAUCACACCAGUUCUGAUAAAGAGGGUAGAAACCAUGACAAUAAAAACCAUGUCUUCAAUUAUAACACACAACAGCUUCAUGCAAGAGAAUCAAUGAUCUCUCACGAGGGAGGCAGAAUAGGGAAAAGAAAAAGCAACCCUAAGUCAAAAACUAGAAACCUUCCUAUAUCACUGACUCUCUCAGAUGAUAGUGAAAACAUCUCUGCUGAACCCAGCGACAAUGCCAUUCAAGAGAACGCUGAUUAUUCAGAGGAACCGGGAACUACACGUUUCUACUGUAAACACUGUGAUUACCACAACAAAUCAGCUCGCAGCGUUAGCACCCAUUACCAGAGGAUGCAUCCUUACAUCAAGUUCAGCUUUAAGUACAUCCUGGACCCCGAGGACCAGAGCGCGGUCUUCCGCUGCUUAGAGUGCUAUAUCGAAUACACAAAUUACAACGAUCUGCACCAACACUACAUGGAUCACCACCCUGAAGCAAGCAAUGUGCUGAACUUCAACCAACCAAAUCUGGUAUACAUGUGCCGCUUUUGUUCGUACACAAGCCCCAAUGUCAGGAGCCUAAUGCCCCAUUACCAAAGAAUGCACCCUACAGUAAAAAUCAACAAUGCUAUGAUCUUCUCCAGCUAUGUAGUGGAGCAGUCCCAUAAAACGGGUGAAUCGCAAACCCUGAGGGAAAUAUUAAACUCUGGCCCCAAGAAUUUGAACUCGGCCACAUCAACCCCCAGGUCAUCCUCCAGCCCAGUGCUGAAAACGGUCUCUAAGACCCCUGAAGCCAGUGCUGAGACAGACCCUCUCAAAGAAUCUGUGGGUGGCAAUGUUGUCGUCUAUGAUUGUGAUGUGUGUUCUUUUGCUAGCCCCAACAUGCACUCUGUUUUGGUCCACUAUCAGAAGAAACACCCAGAGCAAAAGGCGUCUUAUUUCCGUAUACAGAAAACCAUGAAGGUCAUCUCAGUGGAUCAGUCGCAGUCUGUUGCAAACUCUUCAUAUAAUCUCAGCAUGGCUGCACCUCCAAAACAACCAAGCGCAGAGCUGUAUGGAUCAGAUGAAGAAAUGUACUACUGUAAACAUUGCGUGUACAGCAACAGAUCUGUUGUUGGUGUGUUGGUCCAUUAUCAAAAGAGACACCCAGAAGUAAAAGUGACAGCAAAAUAUAUCAAACAUGGCGCCCCCACCCCUGGUUUGAUGAAAUUAAUGGAUGAAUUGCAAAUUGCGGCUCCUAAACAGUUUUUGAAGCAGUUUCAAAAUAAUGGUCAUGAUGGAUCUAACAACACAAGCCCUAAACCAGGAAGUGGUGAGAAAGGUGAAGACGAGCUGUUCUUUUGUCAGCAAUGUGAUUAUGGCAACCGCACUGUAAAAGGAGUGCUUAUUCAUUACCAGAAGAAGCAUAGGGAAACCAAGGCCAACGCUGACCUUGUGCGUCGUCACACUGCAGUUGUCCGUAGUCAGCGCGAGCGUGCACAGAUGGUUCAGUCAAGCAGUGUCUCUUCAGCCUUGAUCCCAGCCCCACCAGACCCUGAAAACACUACGCCUCUGCGCUCCCUGAAGUGUAGACACUGUUCCUACACAUCCCCCUAUAUCUAUGCCCUAAAGAAGCAUCUGAAGAAAGAGCACCCCACUGUGAAAGCCACAGCUAUGACCAUUUUACACUGGGCUUACCAAGAUGGCAUUCUAGAGGCUGGCUACCACUGUGAGUGGUGCAUUUACUCCCACGCUGAACCCCAAGGCCUGCUGCUCCAUUACCAAAGACGCCAUCCAGAGCACAAUGUUGAUUACACAUACAUGGCCAGCAAGCUAUGGGCUGGUCCGGAGACCACUCAACAAGGAGGCAAUAUGGAAACUAAACAUUACAAAUGCAGAGACUGUGCCUUUGAGGCCUGUACAAUAUGGGACAUCACUAGUCACUAUCAGGCAGUCCACCCUUGGGUCAUUAAAGGGGAUGAAUCUGUGCUUUUGGAUAUUAUCAAAGGAAAUGGCUCAGCUGAAAAGAUCCACCAGCAGGUUGCCAAAGAACAUGCGUCUUUCGAUUGUCAGCCUGUUGAAGAUGAUGGACCACUGGUCAUUGUCACUACACCUCAAGAAAGCAAUCCCCCUCCUCCCCACCCACGCCUUUCCAUCUCUAACAAUCCUUAUCAGUGCACUGUUUGUCUGUCAGAGUACAACAGUCUCCAUGGCCUCCUCACUCACUAUGGAAAGAAGCACCCAGGUAUGAAAGUAAAAGCUGCAGAUUUUGCACAGGAGGCAGACAUCAACCCCAGUUCUGUGUAUAAAUGUCGUCACUGUCCAUAUGUAAACUCCCGAAUCCACGGUGUCCUAACUCACUAUCAAAAGAGACACCCAUUAGUGAAAGUCACGGCAGAAGACUUUGCUGAUGAUAUAGAGCAAAUCCCCGACUUAAAUGAAGGAGAAGACAAGUGCAAAACUCAAAGGCAAGGCUAUGGCGCAUACAGAUGCAAAAUGUGCCCAUACACGCAUGGGACACUGGAGAAACUAAAAAUCCAUUAUGAGAAAUAUCACAAUCAGUCGGCUUCUGAAAUGUUCUCUUCCUCUGUGACAUAUUUCUCUCCUGGUAAAGAAACAGAGCCAGUAGCCGAAUGCAGUGCUGGUAAUAUAUCAAGCGCAGCAAAGGUCCAGGAGGUCAGUGAAUUGGACCUUGCCCACUCAGAGUUACCCAUCAAUAAGACAGAGAAACAUGCUAUAUUCAAGUGUCAGCUCUGCAAAUACUUUUGCUCCACCAGGAAAGGCAUCGCUCGUCACUACCGUAUCAAGCACAACAACGUCCGUGCUCAGCCAGAGGGUAAAAACAAUGUCUUCAAAUGUGCUCUGUGUUCUUACACAAACCCUAUACGCAAAGGUCUGGCAGCACACUACCAGAAGCGGCACGAUAUUGAUGCCUAUUAUACCCAUUGUCUGGCUGCUUCCAAAACUAUGACCGAAAAGCCUAACAAAGUAAUCGCACCCCCGCCGUCAGAAGGGGACAAUUCAGAAAUGAGUGAAGAGUUGCGUUUGGCUGUGGAGAGACGAAGGUGUUCUCUUUGCGCCUUCCAGGCCUUCAGCAGGAAGAGCAUUGUCUCACACUACAUUAAACGCCACCCCGGUGUCUUCCCCAAGAAGCAGCAUGCUAGCAAGCUUGGCCGCUACUUUACCGUUAUCUAUGCCAAAGAACCUGAGAAGAUUGCUGUCAGUUCAAUAGCAGAGGAUGACAAGGACGUGCUGGAGGUUCAGCUUGAAACCGAGCAGGACGGAGAGGUCGAAUGGCUGCCUUACAAGUGUCUAAAAUGCUUCCGCUUGUCCUUCAGCACAGGCGAACUGCUUUCUAUGCACUACAACGACCACCACAGCAAUGACUUGAAGAGGGACUUUGUGGUAUCGCCCGAUCACGGGGAUGAGGACUCUGAGUUGUACCAGUGUUCUCACUGUGAGCUGAAGUUCCUGGCUCUCCCGAUUCUGGCCAAACAUCUAUUGAACCACAAUGAAGAGUUUCAGAAGAGGGCCAUGAGGCUGGAGAGGAGGAGGCAGCUGCUCAGCAAACAGAAAGCCGCAGAACUGCCUGAGACCAAACCUGAGAAGGAAAGCCUUGUUAAUAAAGCACCCAUAGGAUUCAGGUGUAACUUCUGCAUAGAGAUGCACCCCACCCUCCGAGCCAUCUGCAACCACCUUCGGAAGCACGUCCAGUAUGGAGAGGUCAAAGAGGGACAUGUCAAGCAGGAAGUCAGCGAGGUCCCCCUUACCCUGCCUUCAGAGAGCCUGACCAACGGCGACCUCGAGGGGGAUGAAGCAGCUGAGUCUGAAGCCGAUGGCAUCGAGAGACCCGCGGCUACGAUGGUCGGUCAAUCCUUGGUUUCCACAGCUUCUGGUGGUGUUGCCGUUGCCGCUGAGCCAAUGGAACCAAAAACGGAUGCUAUUGAAGGAAGGGCAGCAGCUCUCGUGGCUGCAGCGAGGGCCGUGGUGUCAGAGGGCGAACUGAAGCAGCGAUUAGCAGCAGGGGGUCACCCAUGUGCCCAGUGUGACCGAGUCUUUAUGUCCAUGCAGGGACUGAGGUCCCAUGAGAGGAGCCACUCAGCCAUGGCGCUGUUCAGCAGAGAAGACAAAUACAGCUGCCAGUACUGCCAGUUUGUCUCACCGUUCAGACACAAUCUGGACAGACAUGUGCAGUCUCACCACGGACACCACAAGCCCUUCAAGUGCAAACUCUGCCCGUUUAAAUCUGCCUACGUGAGUCGCUUGAAGAGCCACCUGCAUAAGGCACACACAGGUGAGCAGUACACAUACAAGUGCUUGUCGUGCCCCUUCUCCUCUAUGACCAUCAGUCAGCUGAAGGAGCACUCUCUGAGAGACCAUGAUCUAUCAUACCUAGAGGAGCCAGCGGAUGUUCGUCAGCAGCUUAGUCAUUACCAGCUAGCCUCCCGCAGUCAAAUGUCCUCUGGCUCAACACCUGGUGGCUCAACAGUGGCUGAUAAUCGACCAGACAGCAUCCUCACUUGUGAGUUCUGUGAGUUCAGCUCUGGAUACAUGCAGAGCCUGCGUCGGCACUACAGGGACCGCCACGGUGGCAAGAAGCUCUUCAAGUGCAAAGACUGUUCCUUUUUCACCUGCUACAAGAAUACCUUCACCAUGCAUGUGGAGGCCGGUCACAACAACAACAACAACAACAACAACAACAGCAACAACGCACCUGACCACUUCUCUAAAGACCUGCGCUGCCCUCUCUGCCUCUACCACACAAAACACAAGAGCAAUAUGAUUGACCACAUUGUCCUGCACAGAGAGGAGCGCGUGGCUCCGUUGGAGGUCAGCCGCUCCAAGCUGUCGCGCCACCUGCAGGGCCUCAUAUUCCGUUGCCACAAAUGCACCUUCACAUGCUCGAGUGACCAGGCCCUGCAGCUGCACCUGCAGAAGCAUGCUGAGAUCAAACCCUACCAGUGCCAGCUCUGUUAUUAUGAUAGCAGUCAAAGGAGCCAGCUAGAGGAGCAUCUGCGCCUUGAGCACAAGGUUAUUCGGAACUUCGAGCUGAUGGGCCGCGUCAACCUGGACCAGCUGGAGAUGAUAAAGGAACAAGGGAGCAGUGCAGAAGAGGAAGAAGAAAGAGAAAUCUUGGAGAUGGUUGAAGAUGGGAAAGAAGUUGCAGAGGAAGAGGAUGACGAAGAUGAAAUGGAGAUUGUGGAGAACAUAGUGGAGGAACAGAGAGAGAUGGAUGAUGAAGAGAUAGAGGAUAACAUCAAAGAUGAAGAGGAGGAAGAGGAGGAGGAGGAGGAUAAAGAGGAAGUCAGGGAGGUGGAGGAGGAGAAGCCUGGCCUACAAGAGGUCCUUGCAUCUCCCACCAGCAGCAGCAGCUCUGCACCGAGCAACUCAGAGAAGCGUCUUCCCUGUGAGUUCUGUGGCCGCUGCUUUACCAACAGCCUCGAGUGGGAACGUCAUGUCCUUCGACAUGGCAUGAUGGUAAACAACAGUCAAAUGGACACCAGCACCACCUCCACAAUAGAAGCCUCAGCUUCAUCUUCCUCUGGCUCCGCCUCGGCCUUGAUGGACACAGGAUUGCACCUGUCCAGCAACAAGGAAGGGAACCCCGCUGAUCUGUCACUGAGAAGUCCAAGCCAGUAUGUGGAAGACAAAGAAAUGCUCAACACCAAAAAUGAUCAACAGUUUGGUUGAACUGAUUGUGGCCUCCUGUGCUAGAAACUGAUAACAUUGGGUAGGAUCAACACUGAGUUGGAUCUUUAAAUAGGAUGUCAAAGGAAACAAAAAGAUUGAAACUGAAAAAAAGUGACUUCUUAUGAGUUGGCGCAUUACUAGAUUUUAGGUGUGUUACAUAUUUAAGUAUUAGAUUGUGCUGCAUAAAACGGCUGAGCUCUUUAAAUGGGCAGUCCCCUAGGACAGAUCUUAAUAUAUUGGUAACCAAUAGUGAACAGAACUCUUUAUUGCUGACAUUCUGGUCAAAUCUACAGUGAAAGAUCCCACCUAGAUAAAAACUAAGCUAUUUAUAAAGAAUGUUGUCCAAAAUUAUUAACUAAAUUUAGUGUUUUAUUAUUUGAAGCACCUUUUACACUCCCCCAAAACAGGGGUACUUUAAAUUUACCCAAAAUAAAUAAACAAGAUAUGAAAGCAUUUAAACCAUGGCCCACUGUAAAGCUUUUUCAUCUUAGGCUUGUGUUAAUUGUGUAGAAGUAUUCCUUGAGAAAGAGUCGCACCUUAUCUAUUUUAGUAAAACCACAAAUCAUGUUUUCUUCAUUCGUAGAAAUACUGACAAUUCCCCCCAAUGUUUGUAGCAAAUUGCUAUAUUUUAGGUCCCUUAAUAUUAUACUACGUAUAAGCCUUCAGCCUGUGGCACCCUUUGCAUUUUGACUGUACUAUUUUAUUGUCCAGAUAUUUCACUGAUUAAAUCAUAAAAAUAAUGGGAUGAGUUUAAGCCUCCCAUCCCCGUAAGAUAUGAUAUCUUGUGGUGUUUGUAGUCCAGGUUAAACAAGAUCACAGUUGACCUAUGCACUCAGCAGAACAUUAUAACAACAGAGAUAUGUGUCACGACUGUAUGCAUUUGACAUAGGUAUUUAUUAAUCUGAUCAUAGCAAAGGUUAGCCUGGAACAUAUUACUACAGGAUUUUACAACAGUUGCGUGAUAUUUGUCACUGUGAUCAAUAGACCGAGAUUACACUUGUCUUUUCAGUGCACAUUUGACAAUUGGAUCUGCCAGAGUCCAGCUCUGCACAUACUGUAUGUGCAUCCACAAAUGACAAUUUAAUGCAAAGUUUGGAGGAGGCUGACCACCACAGUUGAGUGUUGAAGCCAGUGUGCUAGUGCCUUAAAAUGCAGUUCCUCUAAUGGCCACUAAAUGGCUUUAAUUGCUGUAAACGCACAAUACGUAAUUUUCUGCCGCGAGGGUUCUCUUAAUCAAGAGAUGGAGUUUUUAGUGACGUCAUGAAGUAGCUUGAGGAUGGGAUCAGGGGAGUUGUUGUCUUCACCACACUUCAUUGCAGUCAGCUUCUCACGGUUAGGAUUUCUUCAGUGUUCAUCGGGUUUUUACCGGGAUCCGAAUUAUCCUCAUAGGUAUCCUCCUCUCCAAAACAACGGAGCAGGUUAUUAAAACCAGUAAAAACACUGAAUAAAGCAGUUUCACAUAAAAAAUCAGUGUUUCUCUAAAGCUGUUUUGCGACAAAGGACUUCUCGGAGGGGCUAUGAGCCGACCUAACGUUUGCUCUGCUUGUUUCUCUGAAGAUCUAGUCUGAUGACUAAAAUCUUUCAUCCGGUUAAGAUAUAUAGUAAAAAAAACAACCAAGAUCUAAAAAGUGAAGAUUUAAAAUGUGGCUUAAAACUGGAUUAAAAAAUAUUUUAUGACAGCUUCUGGUAGACAACCACAACACUGCGCAAAUGUAACCUUGAUUCAAAUUACAGAUUUCUCUGGGUUGAAAAUUGUUGGAAACAUUUAGGAUAAUGUAAGUACACAACUCAAUAAACUAUAUAACAUAGGUCUUGUCAUUUUUAAACAUUUUAAUGCGGAAAAGUUACAUAUUAUGCCUUAAAAAAAGGUCAGCUGGUUUGAAGUAACCAGGAAAUCAAGUAGGUUUUCCCACAAUAAUUUAUAGCCUCAAAAUCUAAUUUCACUCCUAAUGUGGGUCUUAGUGGCAAUUUUCACAGUCAUUGUUUAAGUAAGAUCAGAUUAGAUGAAAUUAGAUUUGACUUUAUUGUAAUUGCAGCAAUUGAGUGAGUACCAGUACAAAGACAUGUGGUGUAGUGGUAUUUAGCCAUGGCAAUAGCUUUGGUUUAUUUGCCAAGGGUUUGAGAUAUCUGUCUCUGAGAUUUCUGUCGGUCCAAUGGAAGUGGUUGAAAUUUAAUUUGUUAUACUCACAGCAUUAAAGAAAAUGCAGUUUUCAUUGGAACUACUUUCUACUAAAUAAAUAUUCCCUGAAAACUGUUGAUAAUGUGUUCUGAGCGUACUACUAUAUUAUCUGGAGUGAAAGCAAUAUAAAUGCUGCUGAGUGUUGUUGUUUUUUUAUGCUGUGAGCAUCACAAAUGAAAUGCCAUGCUAAACUGGGUAUGUGUGUUUGCUUGAUUGACAGAUGUCUCUGCCUUUCACAGUCAGCCCUGGUUAUUACCUCAACUCCAUCCAGGUCCCUCCACAUCGCCCAAAUUCAGAUUGUUAGGCUUCAAAUGACUGACAGGCUGGCAUUAAGCAUUAAACUCAAAUCUUGGCUUCAAGACAUCCCUUUAGAAACUUAUGGCUGAUGCCACAGACAUGUUUUCUACAGUCUGUAGUCCAGUUGUGACGCAAUAUACACUGAAAAGACAAUUGUAACCAAGUCAAAAAGCCCUAAAACCAAUUGUUUCCACAUAUAUAGAGUUUAUUUGCCACUGGGACUGUAUGUUGAACAUUUACUUUUUAAAGGUGUCAAAUCGCCCAACUUAAACAGCCUUUAAAUUAUGUAUUGGCACAACUGUCAUAGCCUGCAUAUGUGUGCUUCUUUUUAGACAAAGUUCUCAUGUUAUUGUUAUUACUGACAAAAGGCAGAGAUUGUAUUUGUUGGAAGUUGCUGCUUGAAUGCCCUAAAGCCUUAUAAGAUAAUGAAUAGCAAUUAUUAAGAAAUAUUUAUAUUCAAUUCCAAUAAGACCAAUAAGCAACGUUAAACAAUCGGAAAUAAAGUGGCUGAUAACUACAAUGUCGAAUUCGUAAAGGAGAACAAUUAAUGUAUUGUGUUCUUGGUACCAAACAUUUACCAAACCCGCUGUGUUGCUGCUGUGAUUGUCUUUCCUGAACAUUGAACCAUUGAUGGAAAUAGGAAAUUUGGGUUUGGAACCCAGGCGAACCACAUGUUUGCAGCCAUGUAUAGAAAACAAAAUUACUUGUUAAGUGUUUGAACCGUGGUGUUUCAGAAAGGAUACUUUAACCCUUUUUUCCUUUAGGUGUUCUCAUUUAAAAAAAAAAAAAAAAAAAAGAAAUCUAAAGAUGAUAGCUAACCCUUAAGGGCUUUUUGAGUCCCCAAUCCAACAUUAUUACGCUGUUGUACAAUGUCUGGUUACAAUGAAAAAUAUCUCCUUUUUAUAUUGUAAUGGGAAUGAGCAGAAGAGCAGUGUGGUUGUACAAUAUUUAAGCACGUGAAGGAAAAUGAUUCAGUUCUCUACUAAUUAGUGGCCAUGGCUUUUAUUGUGAAGAAGAAAAAAAAAAUUGUUACUUUGGGCGCAAUUACCUAAACUGCUUGGUCCUUUUCUGGGCUUAGCCACGAUCUGGUUUCCCAGUCGAUCCAUAGAUCCCUCUAAAAUCUAGCUGACUCAUGUCCAAUUCAACACCUGACACUCCAGUAAGGGCAUCAGCUCACUUGCUCCAAGUAGGCCUAACGGUAGUCUACCCAGUCAACAAGAGGUGGGAAUGUAGCAGCCCCACUAUGCUCCUCAGUCCUCAUACCUUAAAAACCUGUUGAGUUGGUGCUGAAUCUCAAAGCCCUUUUCUGUUUUUCAGGACCAGCUUGUAGCUUUUUGAAAGUAAAACUGUUUGAAAACUGUUGUUGUAGAAAUAAGCUUUGUAGGGCAGCUUGUUGCCCAGCUUGAAAGCCCAGUGUAAACAGAUGAUAAAUUGGGACAAUCUGGGUAAUGAAGCUGUCAACCCAAAAUUGUUUGUUGUUCUGUGAUUAUUUUAAUAGAAAAUGACUAUGAAUCCUUCACUGUGUGCAGUCUCUAGACUGUAAUAUUCCCAGUUUACCCAAAGUUAAGCCUCUGCUGACAACACACUGGAUACUUGUAUAUAUGUUUAGUUUGUUUCCGAUGCAUUUCUCUUUUCAGACUGUUGUCGUCAUAGUUUGACACUAGAAUCUCUCCUUCUUGCCUUUCUUCCCAUAUAAAUCUGAUUACCUGAUGGUGGGUUGUGAUGUUGCCUAGAAUGAUUGUUUACAAUUUUAUUCCAUUUAUCUCUGGAUAUUCUGUAAAUAUUGUAAUUCAUUGUCUUUUUUUAACUUGAUAAUAAAGUUAUCAGAUAACGGUUAA